Molecule: messenger RNA, 1805 nt
Organism: Camelina sativa (false flax)
Lineage: Eukaryota; Viridiplantae; Streptophyta; Magnoliopsida; Brassicales; Brassicaceae
Product: pentatricopeptide repeat-containing protein At3g61360
Molecular function (GO): protein binding
Source: RefSeq, a predicted model, not a curated record
AAAAAAAAAGAAACUUCCGUCGCCGCCGAAGAACUUCUCCCCAGAUGCCGACGAAUAAAGCUCGCAAUUUAUCUGCUAAAGGUUUUUAAUAACCAAAAUAAACCGAUGUUCAGAUUCAGUUUGGUUCGGUUCGGUUCGGUUAACUUAGAUGUACACUCCUUUAAAGGUUCGGUCUGAAUCUUUUAUUUUCUGGUUUGGGAAAAAAAAAGAAGAAAAUGCUAAAGAAGAGCUCCUCCGAUUCAUAUCGUCUUCUUGCUCCGGCACUAUCAUCAUCACUAUCCUCUACAUCGAUAAACAAAACAGAGAUCGAACGUAUCACAAGAAUCAUCAAUGAUCAUCCAUUCCCAAACCAUCCGAUUCAACCCAUUCUCUCCAAGCACAUCCCUUUAUCAUCUCUAUCACCGGAAUUUGUAUCAGAAGUCCUCGGUCGUCUCUUCGCUGCUCAUUCCAACGGCCUCAAAGCUCUCGAGUUUUUCAAGUAUACACUUAAAACCUCCAAAUCAUCUCCACCCACCUCUGAUUCAUUCGAGAAAACACUUCACAUCCUCGCACGGAUGCGUUAUUUCGAUCAAGCUUGGGCUUUAAUGGCGGAAAUGCGAAAAGACUACCCUGGUUUGUUGAGUUUUAAGUCAAUGAGCAUACUUCUCUGCAAAAUCGCUAAAUUUGGUUCUUACGAAGAAACUUUAGAAGCUUUCGUGAAGAUGGAGAAAGAGGUUUUUAGAAAAAGGUUUGGUGUUGAUGAGUUCAAUGUUCUUCUACGAGCGUUUUGCACAGAGCGUGAGAUGAAGGAAGCGAGAUCAGUUUUUGAGAAAUUGCAUUCUAGGUUUAACCCAGAUGUGAAGACGAUGAACAUUUUGCUUUUAGGGUUUAAGGAAGCUGGUGAUGUUACGGCCACUGAGCUGUUUUAUCAUGAGAUGGUGAAACGAGGAUUCGAACCCAAUUCAGUUACUUACGGUAUUAGAAUCGAUGGGUUCUGUAAAAAACGCAACUUUGGGGAAGCCUUGAGACUCUUUGAAGAUAUGGAUCGUUUAGAUUUUGAUAUCACAGUACAGAUACUCACUACGUUGAUUCAUGGGUCUGGUGUAGCUCGGAAUAAGAUCAAAGCACGCCAACUGUUCGAUGAAAUUCCCAAGAGAGGGUUAAUACCUGAUUGUGGAGCUUAUAACGCUUUGAUGAGUACGCUUAUGAAAUGUGGAGAUGUGAGUGGUGCUGUUAAGGUGAUGAAGGAGAUGGAAGAGAAAGGUAUUGAGCCUGACAGUGUAACUUUUCACUCCAUGUUUAUUGGACUGAUGAAAUCGAAAGAGUUUGGAUUCAAUGGUGUAUGUGAGUAUUAUCAGAAGAUGAAGGAAAGAUCUCUGGUUCCGAAAACACCAACCGUGGUGAUGCUGAUGAAGUUGUUCUGUCAAAACGGUGAAGUUAACUUAGGAUUAGAUCUGUGGAAGUAUAUGUUGGAGAAAGGGUAUUGCCCUCAUGGUCACGCGUUGGAUCUCCUUACCACUGCACUGUGCGCUCGAAGAAGAGCCAAUGAUGCAUUUGAGUGCUCGAUGCAAACAGUGGAGAGAGGAAGGUGUGUGAGCGAACCAGUCUAUCGGAUGUUAGAGACCUCAUUAUCGAGCAAAGACGAGUUGGGGAAACUACAGGAACUCAAGAUGAAGAUAGAGAAACUGCAUAGCUUUUUGCCACCGCCUGGAAAACAGCUAAUUUAGAAUGUAGCUUCACUGUAAUCGGUUCUUGUUUGCAGACCAAUUGAAAGCUACCUUUUUGUCACCCAAUUGAACAAUCAAGAACCAAAAGCUUUUGAGAUU